UCGGUUGUCAACCUGUUGAUCAUCAAGCAGGCCACGUGCGCGACGCGCUAGAAGUUUCGCGAUCGCGGCAAACGCUUCGCAAGCGUUGCAAUUGGUUAACGUUGCGCUAGUCACGUGGAUCUUCGUCUUUGGGGUAGUUUGAGGAUCGCUGGAGAGCUGAGAGUUGUUCUGCUUCUGUCGACUUAUAUAAGUUUGCAAAGCCGUAGCGCAGUUUUCAAGGCUAGGUCGAGGCGCAUGCGCCGAUCUUCUAUUUUGGUUUAGAAUUAUGCUCGCGGAGUGAAAUGUCGAAAAAGUUGCCCGUUCGUUCCCUGGGCGAGCUGGCUCUGGCGGAACUGGCUCACUCGAUCGUGUCCGUCGUCGGGAACAUGCUGCAGACCACCUACACCUUUGGCGUUGAGCCGGACUUUACGCUGCUCCAGGUGGAGAUCAACUCGUACCUGGAGACCAUGGGUUGUAUCACUGUGAUUUACGAGGAUCUGCUGCGGGUGAUCCUCAGUUCGGACUCGCUUGAGGCAGCGAUACGGUUUUGUUGUCUGCAGAUGUUGCUCAACGAAGGCGUCACGACGCUGAAUACCGAGAUCUUCCCGUUUGCGUAUUACGAGAGGAUCUUGCAGGUGAUCGCUGCUCAGGGACGGGGAUUGAGACAGCUCAACAUGAAGGGUGUCUGGGUGAGGGAAGAAUACAUGUGCUUCAUGUUCGAGAUCAUCAAGGCGUUGCCGAACCUGACCAAGCUGACUAUCCCUCACGUGGCCAAUGACAACCUGCUGAAACACAUUGGAGACUACUUGAAGAACGUCCGACAGCUGGACGUUAGCGGAGAAACGGACAUCACCGAGAUUGGUAUCGAAUAUCUGAGCUACGGAGAGUCCAAGAACAUGCUUACGAUGGUAGACAUUGGAUCGCUUGGGGAGGAGAACAUUUGUCACACGGACGUGGCGAUAUUGUUAGCCAAUCUUCCCAACCUGGCUAGUUUGGGAAGUUACUCGUUCGUUGGACGGAGUCUUCAUCACAUACGGGAGCAGAAAGAUCCGGCGUUCAAGUGCAAGCUAGUGUACUUGCACGAUACGGACACCAAAGCCAAGAUCAUGGACGCCAUUGUGGGCACUUGUCCGAAUCUUCAGGAUCUCUAUCUGGACCGACCCGAGUCGGGAAUCCUGCAAAAGCUGAACGAUGUUCGCUUGCGACGGCUUAAGCUGUACAAGUUCAACUGUUCUGAACUGAUCGCGCUGACAAACUCCAUCGGCAAUUUCCUGCGUCACAUCACGCUGAUCAAAGGUCGCGGCACGAUGGAGAUCCAUGCUCUGGCACGAUCCUGUCCAACGCUCAUAGAUCUUGAUCUCUACAUGAUGGAUUCGUUGACGUUCUCCGGUGAUCGUGCCUUCACCGAUCUCCAAGGUCUGGAAAUCCUGAGCAGUCCCUUCUCCCAUCCCGGUCUUCACAGCUUCCUAAGCCAGUCCACCCGUCUGAAACGGAUCGCCAUCGACUGCGUAAUGUUCACCGAAGAGGAGUUCAGCACCCUUCUGAUCGAGAAAGAUUUCUACCAAUUGGAAGACGUCUGGUUCACCACAGCUCCCAAUCUCACCAUGGCAAGCAUCGAGAUGCUGAUGGAUCGCUGUCCGGAGCUGCAAAGCUUGGGCCAACUAUCCGGUUGGUCACUGACACCAGAUGACGUGACGCUCCUCCGCGCGAUCAUCAAGAGCUGCAACUCCGCCCUGUAUUUGCCCAUGGUUCGACUGUCCAUCACCCGACCACGAGCAUUCAUGCGUUAGCGUUAGCGUAAGACGUGCGUUAGAACAAGACGCUAAUGUUAUUGUUUUCCCUCUCUCCUUUCCCAACCCUCUCUCUCUCUCUUGGUCCGUUCCGUUCCAGAUCGUGCAGUCGCUCUGAUCCCCCACCCCGAUUCCAUCCAGUUCUCUCUCGCUCCGUCUCUUUCCGUCCAGGUUCGGGAAUCUGCGCGCCGCAGUGCAAUACACCCCAAAUGAGAUUAUCAAA
Culex quinquefasciatus (southern house mosquito) is the source of this 1992-nucleotide messenger RNA. RefSeq lists its product as uncharacterized. Gene Ontology annotation, cellular component: SCF ubiquitin ligase complex. The transcript is spliced from 3 exons. NCBI's taxonomy places the organism in Eukaryota, Metazoa, Arthropoda, Insecta, Diptera, Culicidae. Gene Ontology annotation, biological process: SCF-dependent proteasomal ubiquitin-dependent protein catabolic process. The record is from RefSeq and is a predicted model, not a curated record. Bases 282 to 1769 code for a protein of 495 amino acids.